Molecule: messenger RNA, 1461 nt
Organism: Colletotrichum navitas
Lineage: Eukaryota; Fungi; Ascomycota; Sordariomycetes; Glomerellales; Glomerellaceae
Exons: 2
Coding region: 332-988 (218 amino acids)
Source: RefSeq, a predicted model, not a curated record
CCCCCCUACGAACUGUGCUCCCUCCGUCUAUUAGCGGCUUUUUUAGGUCGCUAGGGCAUAUCACCCGCAACCCGCGCUCCCGCGACGAUGCUCUGCAGUAGCGUCCUCUCAGCGUCGUUCGACCCACUAUCAUGAUGCGAAAUAUGCCUAGGUUAGGCAGGCUACCUUGUCAUGAAGGAUGAAAGAGCGUGGGGGACGCCCGCCCAGGCGUAGUGAGUUCGGCUCGAGGAAUAGAAACAAACGUCUUGCUUAGCUCAAGCAGAGAUAACGGGAGCGACAGCCACUACCUCUGAGGCUUGUGUCCUGCCAAUGAGGAACUUGGACCAAACUCAUGUCUGACCGCCAAGCGGCAUGCCGACUGUUAAGUAAUGAUAGGGACUUCUGUGUUCUGCAGGUGCGUUGCAAUACAUUUUGGCCCGCAGUUUGCAAACAUGCUGUCUUCAACCCUCCACGCCUUCGCGGCACGAUGCUGCGAUGCACUGCCACCAGAGUUGAGUGUAUCAUACGGUUGGCAGUGCUCUGCAUAAUUUGGAUCCUUCCCGACUUACGUGUCUCAGCCUACGAGGCGAAGAUUGGCGACUACUACAUAGCUCUGAUUACGACGUCUACUGUAGGCAGGCGAUUGACACACGUAUUCCGGCGUUGUUCAUUUCCCCUGAAGUGGCUAGACAUGCUGGCGGCCAUGGGUUUACCAAGCCCUGAUAAUGAAAGGGUAAAAACGAAAAAAGAAAAAAAAAGCAACGGAGCGGGUAAAGGUGGAGAAACCGUGGUAAGCAGGGGGCGGGAGGAUCCCGAGGCCGGCAAUAACCGGCGGGAAAAGCGGGUCUUCGGGCAUGUGGCUGCCGUAUCGGAACAGUCCUUAGCUAACGGCCCCGGUACAGACUGCAUUGCCUAUAGCCUCUACGGCAUGGGCAUGGUAACCCUUGGUCAAGCCAGGUACGCUCUUAUUAUUCGUGAGCUUGGCCGGAGUCUAUCAACGCAGAACUGAGUUGUUUGUUAGUGGCAGGCAGGCUUGCUUGCCUAGUUACAGCUGCAUCCAUAAUCAGGCGAGUGCAAUAGCCAAUUGCGAGUUGGGGACGAAUCGAGAUGCGACAGCGCGAUUCCCUUAGCCAAUGCGUACGUGAAAGAAAAAGGUCAUAUAGGCAAUGCUGACAGCAGGGCUUGCACACAUGCAAUGCAAAGCACCACUGACAGCGUCUCUAUCACACGAGAUAACGGUGACAUGGAACUGGGGUGGAAGGGCGAGGAAACUCACCGACUGGUUCUACUACUUACAUGGCUGCUUACACAUAGCCGGCCAAGAUAUGCAACGCAACCAAUGCCUAUUCAAUAGGGAAGUUGGCCAGGCUUACCUGCAGACCCGUAGUAUACAAGCUUCACAUUCUAUCACAAAUAGGUACAGAGGAGCCCGUCAAAAGACCUUGCAGGGCAUGCCAAGGCGCUAGAAGCACCAUCUCCCAG